Molecule: messenger RNA, 3897 nt
Organism: Tyto alba (common barn owl)
Lineage: Eukaryota; Metazoa; Chordata; Aves; Strigiformes; Tytonidae
Gene: IQCB1
Product: IQ motif containing B1
Exons: 14
Coding region: 490-2289 (599 amino acids)
Biological process (GO): cilium assembly
Cellular component (GO): cilium
Molecular function (GO): calmodulin binding
Source: RefSeq, a predicted model, not a curated record
GCUGCGUGGGGGCGGGAAGGGGCUUCCCUCAGGGCGCCCCGUGGGCUCCGCCGCCGCCGGGGUGACUCGGGUGGGAGUGGAGCGCCUCUCCCUCGCCGCCCUGCCGGCGGGCAGCGCCCUCCCGCCGCCCCGCCCCGCCCGCGGCUGAGGGGGCGCGGUGGCGGCCCUCACGGCGGCCCCUCACGCUGCCCGCGCCGUGGGGCCUGUCCGCGGAGCCUCGCGCUGCCGGCAGAGCCGGUCCUGCCGCCCGCGGCCUCGGGAGGCGGCGUGAGGGAGCGUGGAUGCGGCUUCCUCUCCAUGUUUGUUUCCUUCCUCAGGGGGAGAGCCGCGGCCCCGGGCGCAGGGCGGAGCGGCUCUGUUUCCAGCUGAUGGUGCGGGAGCCGGAGGUUUGGUGGGAAUAGUGGCUGAAGGACCCCACGUCCGCACCGAAACAAUUAAGAAGGAAAAGAGGCUUGAAUCGGUGGUGUUGCAGGCCUCUCGCUGUUUCCUAUGGCCAGCACGGGGCUGGCCGCUGCAGACCCCCGGGUACUGGCCUUAGCUGCUCAGGUCACUGAGAGCAGAGAACAGGACAUCCCCCUGCUACUUCUGAAGUUAAAGGAAAUUUUAAACAGUGUUUCCUUGGGAUGUGAAGCAUCCAAAAAAAUUAAGCAAGACAUAUACGAUUAUGAACUUACUCAGUACUGCCUGCUGGUCCUUAGACAAGACCACUCUCGACUGCGUGGAGGCUGGGCUACAGCUACCCAGCUAGCAGAGCUACUAAGUCAUUGUUGUGUAGGGCUAGAGGUGAAAGAAGAUCCUGAAGAAUUUUACAAGAAAUUUCUUCCUUCAGCUAUAGACAACUUGCUGUUUUUGGGAAGACGCUUGCAAGCACGAUUUGUCCGAGCAAUCAAGGAUGAAGAAAAACAAGAUUUUUUACGCUGGUUCCAAACAGUAACUGAUGCCAUCUGCUGGCUGUUCGGUGGACAUAUUCAACUGGCAGCGUGCGUACUGCAAAAUGAUCACUUUCUGCAGUUGCUAAUAACAGAUGAUGUUGAAACAGCAAUUAUAACGAUGUCUGUUUUACACAAUACUGUGAGGGUCAAUAGUUCUGUCUUGCUUCAGGUUGAUGAAGAGACCCUUCACGCUAUUUUGGAUGAACUUGUUUAUAAGCUGUCAUCUACCACCAAUCCUGUCGUAGGAAAUGCUGCUACAAAACUGCUACUGUUGGUGGCAAAAGUUUGCAGGCAGCUUGUGAAGUUACUCACAGCUCGCUACAGAGGGUUAAAAGGGCUUUUAAGUAAACAGUGGACUGGCAAAGGAUUUGACAAGGAUCUCAGUCAACUCUUGGACCUUCUGUACUUGGAACAAUCCAAUGGAAACGGAGAAAUGCAGAGGCAGCAUCAAGCAGCUUGUAUAAUCCAGGCUGUGUGGAGGGGAUUUCAAACAAGGAAAAGGCUGAAAAAACUACCUCAAGCAGUGACUAUUUUACAGAGGAGCUUCAGAGCUAAACGGGAACAGGAGCUGCAGCAUUUAAAAAAACAGAAGGAAGAUGAGGCUCUAAAACUGCAAAUGCAACUUCAGAGACAGAGGGCCAUGAGACUCUUCCAUGAACAACAGCUGGCCUUACUGGAAACAAUCCAUGCCAGUCAGGUAAAUAAGUACAUGGAGGAUAUGGAGGGGAAAUCAGCAUUAACUAUCCAGAGAUUCUGGCGAGGAUAUAGAGCAAGAAGAAGUUUUCAUCAACAGAGACAAUCUCUUAAGGAGUAUAAAGCAGCUGUCAUCCUUCAGAGAGCUGCUUGUAAAUUCUUGGAAAAACGAAGAAGGAGGAGACCUCUCUCUCCUUGGAAAGAUCCCAAGGGACUGACUGAUGAGCAGAGACUAGCUUUGCAGCAGAAGGUGGAUGACUACAUCAAAUUGCAUCCGGCUUCCCAAAUGUCAGAAGAAAUGAGUAAAGAAUUACAUAUGCAGGCCCAGGAAAAGCUGGCACAGUUCCUGUUGAGGAGCAGACUGGAUCAGAGAGCAGCGCGGCGGAGAGAGACGUUACUGGCUCAGGUCAACACCGAUGUGGAGCUGCUAAUGAAUGCUCCAGGGUUAGCAGAGACCACGGAAAAAGAUCUUGAUGUCUUUAUGAGUCGAUCAAUCCCUGUCGCCACUAAGGCAAGACAAUCCCACAACACUAUGCUGAAAUACACUCGCUGGCCAUGGUGGAAGAAGCUUGGAGAUGAGUUCAUGGAGGAUGAUGUCAUUCCCGAUGAUGCCCUAAAUGCAGAACUGGGAACUCUAUUUAUUGGUGGAAGGAAAUCUGUUUAGUAAAGCUAUAUGGGAGCGUUAUUGCUACAGCUUCAGCAGCAGCAAACAAUCUGGAAAAUAAAAUCCUCGGAUGGAUAUGGAUAAAGAAAGAAGGGAUCAUGACUGUUCUUCUGCCGAAGGUGCCACCAGAGUCAUGGAGCAGGAAGAAGGCAGCAAAAGGAACAAAAAGAAAAAAAAAAUAUCACUCAGCCCUUUCAGAGCCAGAGACAAAGCAGUGUCCUCUGCUGGCUCCUGCAAUUGAGGAAAAUUCCUAUUUAUGCAGACAGAUACUUCUUUUUUCCAGCUUUAGCUGUAACUGGACUCUGAAACAACAGGAUGCUGAUCUCCAGCAGACACAGGCGUGCGUGCGCUUGAGACUAUGCUGCGAAGUCCAAGGGCAUCUCCUGCCCUUUCAGACUGGCUGUAACAGGAGCUCUGAGCUGAGGACAGGAGAUAACCCUGAUGCUAUUUCACCUCUUGCCUCUGAGUCUUCUACUGCUGAUUUCCAUGGGAGCAGAAUCUGGUACAAACAUCUGCCCUCCAUUGCAGAGUAUCACGUACAUCAAGUACAAGGAGAAAUGAAAGCUUUCUCCAAGCAGCGGAAUGGGGGCUAUUUAUAAAUUAGCAUGCAUCAGAAAAGGAGGCAGCUCUUUGCAGGGGUGUCCUGGCUGCCAAUCAGGCCUAAACCACAACAAGGGGGAGCUGCAAAGAUCAUCGCAAUAAGUCUCCAAGUUCUUAUCAUCCUCUAUAGCACAGUAACACUGGGUCAUCCUCCAGGCAUCCUUGUAUACGGUGAAAAACUCUGUAAUAAAGAGAUUGUUUACUGAAUGAGCAAUAUACAGGCCCAGAUUUACCAGGGGCAACUAAAGGACGGGUGUGUCACGUCCCCUCUCCCCUGCCCCCCCAAAAGCAAGGCUGGCUUUGCUCGGGCUGCUGCCUUCGGCCAGGGGGGCAAAGGCUGGUGGGUGAGGAGCAAGGUUGGGACACGGCUGCUCUGGCAAUUUUUCCCAGCUGUGCCAGCGAACUCCUCUGUGACCUUGAACACAUUUUGUCUCUGCGUCUGUCUUCUCUCUCAGAUGAAGUUUACCGAGGAGGUUUCAUAUGUUGGAUUGUAAUUUAAGAGUCUUCAGUGAAGGAUGCUGUGUGAGCCCAGUGCCGCUGAAAUCCUAAGGUGAAAUGGGAGUUUGACAGACCACAGAAUGAAAAAACAUGUAUAAUCAGGUGUUGAACACACAUAAAGGGUUCAGGGUUGCCAUGCCAUUGAUUUCUCUCUGAGUUCAGCUUUUCUCUUCAGAAUUUAGUUCUUCUCUACUUAAUUACAUCAUCAAACAGAAACAAUGUCUUUACAUCUGCUUGAUCACUUAAUGAAACCCAUGAAAGUGAGCAAUUCUGAUCAGGGAAACUUCAUUUAACAAGUCUUACCAAUCCAGAACCUGCCUGUUUGGAAUGAGAUGAACAUACACACAUACAAGAUGGAUAAUAAGAUGCAGCUCAAUCUAGCAUUACAUGAUAGAGCCAGUGAACUGUGACACUUAAUCCUAGAAACAAUGAAAGCAACCAUCAAGUUUGCCAAGUCCUUACUGUCUGAAAGGGAAGAGGCGUUCAAGCUGGCACUGCUACCCCUAAAAU